Molecule: messenger RNA, 1994 nt
Organism: Schistosoma mattheei
Lineage: Eukaryota; Metazoa; Platyhelminthes; Trematoda; Strigeidida; Schistosomatidae
Source: the annotation of a GenBank genome assembly
UUUACACCUUCAGGCGUGAAUCGCGGUUUCUUGGAUCAGUGGAUUUCGUUUUCAUUCAGUAUUUGUUUAUCAACAUAUUUCGUAUUUGACUAAAUGCAUAAUUACAAUUACAGAAGUUAUUUUUCAGAAUAAAAUGACAUUCAACCAGUUUAUAUGUCUACAUACCCGUUGAAUAUGAUGUUGCAACACUUGCUAACUUACGUACGUUCAUUUUGCUCAAUUCGAUAUGUAGUUAAAUUUUUACCAACCGGUUCGUUGGCUCCGAGAUUAAAUAUUUAUAGUCAUGUAUUAUUAAGUAAAAAUGCAAAACAGUAUGAUGAUUGUGCGUGUUCGUCAUCAGAUUCCAAUGUGUUAUAUACUUCAAGUUAUACAGAUCUUAUUAACAGUAAUGAUGAUACUUAUGACGAACAAAAUCGAAAUUCAUAUCUAACUUCUUCACCCUGUUAUAAUGACAAUCGAGAUACUGUUUUAAAUUCAUUUUCUAUUUCCAAUUCACGUAAAAAUUUUAAAAAUGAUCAAGAGUCUAAUAUUCCAGUGUAUUAUGUUGAUUCAUUUUCCAAUACAUAUACUAGUUUCCCAAAUUCUGAAAUAAAAUCUUUAAAAAACAAUACUGGUGAUAAUGAUAGUCAGAAAUUAAUUAUGAAAUCAUCAAACAAAUUACAGUACAAUAAUUAUAGAUAUCGUCGAAAAAAUAAAAGAGGAAAGCGCUUUAGAGAUUCUACCAAAAAUAAUGGCAAACUGUAUGAUAAUAAUAAUAGUACUUCAGACACUACAAACACCUCUGAUGAACAUUUUCACUCAUCAUCUAGAUCAAAUCGUAUUUCACAAUUGGAAGCUGAACUUUCUCGUUUAAGAUCACAAAUUGCUCAAUUAAUUUUAGCUCAAGAAUUAGGUAAAUCAAGCACAUCUGACGUAGAUCGAGAUCGUUUUCUUCAUCGUCCAGAUGCAGAUGGUGAGAGUGAUACUGCCACUACUACUGCUGCCACAGGAUCACCUAGUCUGAUGCAACAUGAUAAAACAAAGUUUUACAACAAUCUGUCAGAAUUCCCUAUUCCUUCAGUUAGUUCAACUUCAUCAUUAAUACUACCUCCACCACCAAUACCCCCUCCACCGCCACCACCGCUCAUGAUUUCUUCACCUGCACUACAAGGAGGUAGUAGUAAUUGGAGAGAACAAUUGCAAGCAAAGCUAAGAAGUAAAAAGAAUAAUUCCACGGAUAAAACAUCUACACCAAUAAAAAGUAAUUUGUCGACGUCACAAAAUCCCGCCGAUAUGUCACAAGUAUUGAAAGAAUUACAAAGUGGAUCUAUUAAACUACGUUCAAUACCAAGAUCACCUGGUGGUACACCGAUAAAACAAAAACAGUCUCCCACAAUCAGUGGCUCUGAUCCAUGUGCAAUUAUCGCUCGAGCACUACACUCUAAAUUUUCACAUCUUCGUUCUAUAAUGGACAAUUCUAUUAGUGAUGAAGAAAAGAACUGUCAGUCGAAUAUUCAUCUUGACUCUGGUUUAGGACCUGGAUGUGAAGAUAUUUGGUCACCCAAACGUAAACCCAACGGUUCUCCCCAUUCAUUGGUAUGUCAUUUCUUUUGUCAUACUGAUCCUAUCGAAGGGAUACUGAGCGUACAUCACAUCUAAUAUAUAUUGGAAAUCUUAUAGUCUAACAUUCGAACUGACAGAAUAUGAUUAUUAAUAGACGAUACUAAUGACCUGAGGCCGAGGAAGAUACUAUAAAGUAAACGUCACUUCAAAGCCGACAUACCAUUCUAUUUCUUAAUAUGCAGACGGCUAUUUCGCUGGUGCUUCUUUUGGAGAAAUUCUGGAGGAAAAGUGGUAGUACCAUGCAAUCUAACUACUAAGCAGUUAACUGUGCUAUUCUGUACACUGCCAUCCGGCAUUAUCACGGUUGUAAAGGUUUUCUCUGAGUAAAUUGUCUAGGCUAUGAUAAUGCACCUUCGUCAAGGCGAUAUAGCUCAGAAUCGAUCACAAUGGCG